UCUUUAGUAGAACUUCCAUCAAUUCAAAUAAUAAUUGCUUCAGCAAAUCAAAUGUCUGAUUAUUUUGAGAGAUUUAUUUCUACUGACAAGUUUAAAGAGUUUAAUGAAGAAAUUGCUGAAGACGUGAUGCGGAUUAUUUUAUCUGAAGUAAGCUCAUUUACAUACCGUAAAACUUGUAAAAUGACACGCUCGAAUACAAUGGCUUCUUGUUUAAUACAGUCUUCUUAG
This is a messenger RNA of Meloidogyne enterolobii, 228 nucleotides long. Lineage: Eukaryota; Metazoa; Nematoda; Chromadorea; Rhabditida; Meloidogynidae. The record is from the annotation of a GenBank genome assembly.